Messenger RNA from Protopolystoma xenopodis, 270 nucleotides. NCBI's taxonomy places the organism in Eukaryota, Metazoa, Platyhelminthes, Monogenea, Polystomatidea, Polystomatidae. The record is from the annotation of a GenBank genome assembly.
CGUUUUGGAGAUGGACUUUUUCUUGGCUCGCAGUCAGGCCUUGUAGCAUGGUUUAACGUAGAAGAAGAAGGUCUCCCAGUUGAUCUUUUUCAUCACCAGACCACUUCUAUACGUAGACUAGAGCACACGCGAGAUGGUGCUCGGCUCUUGGUUUGCUCUGAGUGGGGAGAGCCGGCCACUCUUGUUGCAAAUCUUCAGGAAACCUCUACUGAGACCUCUUCUAGCUCUGGUCUCACUCACUGGCAAGCCGUCACGGAUCAACAUAUGUGA